AAGCUGCGGUUGUGUCGGAGUUAACUUGACACCUGAAGCGAAGGAAUUCAGUUUGAAAGAAAAAACAAACCAGGAAGUUCAGCGGAGGAGGAAACCUGUUGAGUUCAGAGGAGCAUCAGACUUCGGAGACUUAGAAACAGCUUUUAAAACGUUUUAAAUAAUAGGGUCAAAUUUAGGCCAGGUUGAUCCAUCGAGCAGCCGUCGGAGGGUUUUGUUUCCAACAAGAUGGACACUGAUCCGGAGCAGGGAGGAGUGGAGGCAGCACCGGAGCCCAAGGACAAGGUGCAGACAUUGAAGGACCAGGUAGAUGGAGUGAAAGACAUCAUGACACAGAAUGUGGACCGGAUCCUGGCCCGAGGAGAGAGGCUGGACGACCUCAUGGGCAAGUCAGAAGAUCUGCAAGCAGGGGCUCAGCACUUCAAGCAGACGUCUCAGAAAGUGGCUCGCUCCUACUGGUGGAAGAACGUCAAGCUGGUUGUGAUCAUCGUGGUGAUCGUCCUCAUCAUCGUGCUCAUCAUCGUCCUGCUGGCCACCGGAGUCAUCCCUGUCAGUGCCCCCGUGCCUCCUAUAGUCACUCCCACAAUCAAGCCUUAAACACGCAUGGACAUACACACACAUCAUGUACUUACAGACACGAUUAAAUCAUAAGCAAACACAUUCCUGUUGCACAAUGUUAUAUCUAGACUCCAGCAAUUCACUGCUGUUGAGUAAAGCAUUUAAUACUUAGUUUCUAGUGGUAACUUUCAGGAAUUCAGAUAUUUCCUUCUUUGGGUUUAAAGCACUUUAAUGACACACACUUUUGAAACUCUUUCAAACAACUCAAGCUCAGUCAUUUUUGAAUUAGUGAGAAUUUAAACAUGAUUAUGUGGAAAGUCUGAGAUUUUCACCUGACAGCAGUAAGCACACUGUCACUGCUCUCAAAGGACGCUUCAUUCCACCUCUGCCAGCUCCUCUUUGUUCCACUGAUUUACCACCAACAGUUAUUUCAUUCUGACCAAGAGCAAGUACCUUGAAUGUUUCUGCAUUAAAAAUAAUGAAUGCUGGUUCCUUCAGUUUCCUAAUUUGCAGUAUGUGAAAUUUUUUUGGUUAUUCGUACCUUUGCCAAGGAAAGCAUGUGCAGUUUAAAGCAUGAGAAACUGUGUCUAAGGGAACCCUGGCAACUUUUUUUCAACAUUGAAAAAAAUGCACUCUGAACUAACAGACUGAGGUCACCGUAUAUUUAAUGGGAGGUUAAGAUGUGUAUUGGAAUUGUAUGUUACCAUAUGUGGGCUUAUUUCAUUCAAAGUGCCUCUAGUUUCUUACAAACUUAGAUACAAUCUUGGAAAACAAUUGUUAGUUGAAUCUUUGCACUUAGCACUGCUUUAGUUCUUUAGCCCAAAACCCUGUGUUUGUGGAGACAGUUAUGAAGCUAUUUUAUGCACAGAGAAACAUCUGUUACAGGACAGGAGUGAAGUGUGUUGGGAUUCAGAAUAUCUGCAGUGAGUAAAACACCUCUGAAACUAGGAGUAUGUCUUUAUAUGUACUUCUGACUUUUAGUUGUCGUAAAGCUCAACUGAUGACAAGACAUGCAGUUUUGUCAUUGUGAAAUGCAGCAAUACAUGGUCUUUAGAGUGAAAGAGGACAUUAGUGCUGUGCAGCAUCAUCAGCCUUUUUAAUAUGAUCAUGUUAAUUAUUUCCACAACCUGCGUAUUUUUUUCUAACAUUCCACUUUGAUCCUUGAUUUAAUAAAUGCACCGCCACGCUUAUGUCUGUUCACACACUUCUAGUGUUGGAGGAUCUUCCUGCCAGCUGGCUGGGAGACAUCAUUUAGAGCCCCUACAAAGCUCCUCCAGCUGGGCUCAAGUCAACCAAGAGGCCCUCACAGUCUCGGCUCAUAACUGGAAAAUGAAAUUCCAAAAUGUGGCCUUUUUUCAGAAUACAAGUCAAAAGAUCUUGUGUGUCUCUCCUCCCACCUCUUUCAGAUGUUACAGACCAGUUAAACUUUGAAGAGGUCCAAAAGCUUCCACUUGUUCUGUAUAUAGUCAUAUUCUCAUCUAUAUGUAUAUUUGCUACAGCUCUUAACCAGCAUGUUAAUAAAUGUGUCUAUUCUUAAUAGGCUAUUAAUUUAAUGAUUAACUUUUUAAUUAAAAAUGGACCAAUGAAUGCUAAAUGUGAUCAAUGGUACAGAUCAAUUAGUCCGCUGUUGAUCAUGUUUUUUAGACUAGGGUAAAAGGGAGAUUGUUUUGGAGCAAAUUCUCCUAUAUGUGUCUGUUGUGUUUGUGUGGGUUUUUUUAUUUUACAUUUUCCUGGGAUGCAGUAGUCACUAAUAUCUUCGAGCCUCCUGCUGGUUGGAUCAAUACUGCAGCAGGGCCACAGGCUUACUUGUAUUCAUACAAGCUACAGCAGGUUUGUCACUGUGUUAGAAGCAUUUUCCCCUGUUUCUGAAAUAUGCAUUCUUAAAACAGAUAAAAGACUCCUGCUCAGCUGCUCUGUGAUGUAGCUCAAUAUUUGAUUAGCAGAAUUUGUAUUCAUAUGACUGAUGGUAUUUAAUGGUUUUAAUGGUCUGGUAUGAAAUAAAUAGUAUUUUCCUCUGC
This is a messenger RNA of Acanthochromis polyacanthus (spiny chromis), 2573 nucleotides long. It is a transcript of the gene vamp8, whose product is annotated as vesicle-associated membrane protein 8 (endobrevin). Gene Ontology annotation, cellular component: SNARE complex; plasma membrane. The transcript is spliced from 3 exons. The record is from RefSeq and is a predicted model, not a curated record. The coding region runs from base 226 to 594 and encodes 122 amino acids. Gene Ontology annotation, biological process: SNARE complex assembly; vesicle-mediated transport; vesicle fusion. NCBI's taxonomy places the organism in Eukaryota, Metazoa, Chordata, Actinopteri, Pomacentridae. Gene Ontology annotation, molecular function: SNAP receptor activity; syntaxin binding.